Messenger RNA from Thalassophryne amazonica, 2549 nucleotides. It is a transcript of the gene alg9, whose product is annotated as ALG9 alpha-1,2-mannosyltransferase. Gene Ontology annotation, molecular function: alpha-1,2-mannosyltransferase activity. The record is from RefSeq and is a predicted model, not a curated record. Gene Ontology annotation, cellular component: endoplasmic reticulum membrane. Lineage: Eukaryota; Metazoa; Chordata; Actinopteri; Batrachoidiformes; Batrachoididae. The transcript is spliced from 15 exons. Bases 56 to 1894 code for a protein of 612 amino acids. Gene Ontology annotation, biological process: protein N-linked glycosylation.
GAAAGUGGCGAAAACGACCGAAGUCCUCCUCGGAGCAGCCGCUGCAUCGAUAAACAUGUCGGCCAGGGGGCUCCGCCAGAGAACCAGGCGAGGCAGCAGACAAGAUGCAAACAACGCUAGCACAUCUGCUGAAUUUCGGGCACCGAAAGAGGAAAAAAGCUGCGAUGACAGUAAAAUAGCAGAGACGCGACAGGAGUCAGCAAGUCGUGGAGGGCAGGUUUGGGCUCCAGAAGGUUCGACUGCAUUUAAAUGCCUCCUCUCUGCACGUUUUUGUGCAGCUCUGCUUAGCAACAUCUCAGACUGUGAUGAAACCUUCAACUACUGGGAGCCUAUGCAUUACCUGCUGUAUGGCACAGGGAUGCAAACCUGGGAAUAUUCUCCUUUGUACGCUAUCAGGUCCUAUGCUUACUUAUGGUUACACGCUCUUCCUGCUUGUUUGCAUGCUCAUGUACUACAAACAAAUAAGGUGUUGGUGUUCUACUUCGUGCGAUGUGUAUUAGCUUUCUCCUGCUGUGUCUGUGAACUCUAUUUCUACAAGGCAGUUUGUAAGAAGUUUGGAUUACACGUGGGCCGUCUGAUGUUGGCUUUCCUCGUUUUAAGCACUGGAAUGUUCUGCUCAUCUGCCGCUUUCCUUCCCUCUUCUUUCUGUAUGUAUACGACGCUAGUUGCCAUGACAGGUUGGUUUCAGGACUCAACACCAUUAGCAAUUCUGGGUGUGGCUGCUGGUGCCAUUGUUGGUUGGCCAUUCUCUGCUUUGAUUGGGAUUCCUAUUGCCUUUGACCUGGUGUUGAAGAGGCAGUGGAAAGAUUUUAUCAUCUGGACAACUGUUGCUCUGCUCCUACUACUGGUACCCUUGGUGGCAGUAGAUUCUUUCUUUUACGGCAAACUGGUCAUUGCUCCACUAAAUAUUCUACUGUAUAAUGUGUUCACACCACAUGGACCUGAUCUGUAUGGUACAGAGCCUUGGCAUUUCUACUUUGUGAACGGGUUCUUGAACUUCAACCUGGUGUUUGCUCUGGCGCUGUUUGCUCUACCGCUCACAGCGCUCAUGGAAACGCUGUUGCACAGGUUCAAUGUGCAGAACCUGGGCCGUCCAUAUUGGUUGACUCUGUCUCCCUUAUAUCUGUGGAUGCUGGUUUUCUUCACCAGGGCUCACAAAGAAGAGCGUUUUCUCUUUCCCAUCUAUCCUCUCAUCUGCCUCAGCGGGGCUGUAGCCCUCUCCUCACUACAGAAGUGCUACCACUUUCUGUUCCAGCGGUAUCGCCUUGAACACUACACCAUCUCCUCCAACUGGUUGGCGCUGAGUGCAGUUGUGGUCUUCGCUGUGAUCUCGCUGUCCCGCUCUGUUGCACUUUUCAGAGGUUACCACGCACCUCUGGACUUGUACCCAGAGUUUCACAGUAUCGCCAAGGAUCCAACCCUGCACUCGGUCCCUGAAGGCAGACCUGUUAGCGUGUGUGUGAGCAAGGAGUGGUACCGUUUCCCAAGCAGCUUCCUCUUACCACACAACUGGCAACUGCACUUCAUUCGGUCAGAGUUCAAAGGUCAGCUGCCUCAGCCGUAUGCCCCUGGUCCACUGGCAACACAGAUUAUCCCAGCCAAUGUAAAUGAUCAGAAUCUGGAAGAACCAACCAGAUAUACUGAUUUGCGGCAGUGCCACUACUUGGUCGACCUCGACACAGAUGAGGAGACGCCUCUUGAGCCACGCUACACCACCAACAAAGAAGAGUGGAACAUUGUCGCUUAUAAGCCCUUUCUUCAGGCUUCCAGGUCUUCCCCUUUCUUCAGAGCUUUCUACAUUCCAUUUAUAUCAGACCAUCAUACCACCUACAGGCGCUACGCCAUCUUGAAACCACGACGGCAAAAGCAGCCUCGUAAGAGAACACACGGCUGACCUUUAAACCUCGUGUCCUGGUUCCAUGGUCAAAGUACAGAAAUCGGACACUUCCAUUUCAAAACAGCUGUAUACGUGUGUGUUUGUGUAUGAUUGUUACACUUGUGUGCAUGUUGGAAUUGCUAUUUGAAGUAUUUGUGUCAUGACACAUUUAAAGGUGUUGAUUCCUUUAAUCAAUCAAACAAACAACUUUAUUAAUCCCACAAGGUGCAAUUAAAUUUGAGGCCCAAAUUUUAAGGACAUGGUGGGCUUUUGGGCUUGUGUGUACUUGAAUGAGUGAGGUGAUAGUGGUUCAAUCAUUCGUGUGUGUGUGUGUGUGUGUGUGUGUGUGUGUGUGUGUGUGUGUGUGUGUGUGUGUGUGUGUGUCUCUGAUGGGACACACACUACAAGAUUUUUACUUUAUUCAGCCCCAGACAGGUCUUCACACUCAGUCCAAGUGGCCAUGCCACCUCCCAGUUUCAUUUGCUAAAAUGUGGCCGAAGUGGAAUUUUUUUUUUUUUUUUUUAAAGAACAAAUUUUGUAGUGCUGUCAUCUGCCCUUGAACAGUCAUUCAUUCAUUCAUUGAAGCUAUUAGUUGGGUGAGUGGUGGAGAUGAAUGCAAGUGAGGCUGCAUUAUUAAUUUAAUUUGAAAUGUUAAUAAAAACAUGAUUGCCUG